GCCUGCUGACGCUAGCCAUGUCUCUCUUCAGCGGACACUACAGUCACGGAUCGUUCAUGGAGGAGUGUGGGUACCCGAGCACAAGUGGGUUGAGUGGAGAGCAGCAGUUUACACCCGUUGGUUAUUUUCCUAACGACAGAUACCUUUCCGAGCAAUACCAAAGCGGCGCCACAUAUGCCUCGCCUCAAGACGCCUCCCUCUGGUACCAGGGGAGUCAGGCUUCCGGAACCACUCCUGAGCUGUUCCAUAUUUCCCAAGAAGCCGAUUUCUCUGAAGCACCUGAUUUUACCCAAGCAAUCGAUUCCUCUCAAGUUCGUGGGUUCUCGCAGUCACUUGACUUCUCUCAAGCAUCGAACUUUUCUCCAACAGCCGACCAAGGGCCGCCGUGUCGCCAGAGGUCGUCCUCCUCUCGCAAGAGUAAGACCACCAAGUGGCAUGAACUUCCCCCGCAAGCUAGUACUGAAGCCGAGGAAAAGAGGCUUCGCGCAGUCAAGGGCUGGCUUUACAGGGAAAAGCGCAAGGAGAUGGAACAGCAGGUGCAGCAAGACCUGGCCGACGUUACGGCUCAGAACGCGCAACUCCGCUCGGAAAGGGACAUGAGGAAAACCGCCUGCGCGGAAAUGGAGAGGGUCCUGAAGGAAGCCACCCAGCGCCAUGGUUACCUUUUGGAAAACUAAGGCUGUCUCAAUACUCAAGAUACGAACACCAGAUACACCCACAUACAUACAUGCCUUUGAUUGCGUAUGUGUGUGUCUGAGAGUAAGGAGAAGGGCAAGGACGGCUGGUCUCAAAUAUGGAGCGGGUUUUAGCGCCAAUAUCUGAAAAUGGAUGAAGAAUUCCACUUCGUCUUCCGCUUCAACAUCGGGUUCCGAAUAGAGGCCCUCACUCCCAGGACGACGCGACGCCAGCCGGUUCUACGCAACUGCUUUUUCCUUUGCUUGUGAAUUUAUUAAACUGUAUAUUAUAUGUGUAUAACUGUAUCUCACAACUCCUUUUUACCUGGAGAUAUUUCUUCAUUUUUGUAUUCUGCUCUUUGUCUGUUCGUUUGUUUGUUUCGCUUUGUCGUAAUGCAAGAAUAAAAAAGGAUAUUUUAGAUCAACGUAACGAUUUCCUAAUUUUUCCCUCU
Penaeus vannamei (Pacific white shrimp) is the source of this 1126-nucleotide messenger RNA. RefSeq lists its product as uncharacterized. Lineage: Eukaryota; Metazoa; Arthropoda; Malacostraca; Decapoda; Penaeidae. The record is from RefSeq and is a predicted model, not a curated record.